Molecule: messenger RNA, 900 nt
Organism: Paramecium tetraurelia
Lineage: Eukaryota; Ciliophora; Oligohymenophorea; Peniculida; Parameciidae
Exons: 2
Source: RefSeq, a predicted model, not a curated record
AUGAAGCUUUAUAUGCUUAUCAUUACAAUUAAUCAUGAAGUUCGAUAAUUUUCAAUCCGAAUGUAAAAUCACGCAGAUGUGAACUAGCCAACCAGACAAUUAUAAAUUUACAGAUAGCAACUCUCCAAAGAAUUCUUUGGAGGAAGGUUUCGAAUUGGUUUGAAAGUAAUAAAGCUUCAAAUAUUUUGUGCUGCCUUAAAUCUUCGAUAAACCACCCAUAGAAUUUAUUAAAUAACUGGGGAAAAAGCAAUCAAUUAUUUAUUCUAUCAAUCACAAGGACUAAUAAUUUAAAAAUGUAUUUUAACUUAUACCUUUUACUUUAUAUUUUUUAGUACUAUAUCAUUUACAUUUGAGUUUGGAGAACAGAUCUAUUUAGCAAUUAAGGUUUUAAUUACAUCACUUGUGUUACGUCUCAUGAUUUCACAAAUUUAAAAAUAUAUUUUUGGCAAUUAAGAGAGAAGACAGAUUGACAUAGAAAUUAAAUGGCUAAAAUGAAUUCUUAUAUGAACAAAAACAAGAUAAGUUUGAUUCUUUAGAUGAAAAUCAGGAAAUAUUUUGUUCAGAAUUGUUGAAGGAUAAUCUUAAUGAUUAUUUCAAAUUGGAAUUAAGAAUAAGUUCCUCUAAGGCCUAUUCCCACUAAAGAAAUAAGAGAAUUGGACCUUGAGUGGGUGCAAUGACAUCUAGAGAAGUCGUACAAUAAUAAGGGGAAAGAGGGUGGGGUUUAAAAAUGAUGGAGGCCCAAGACACAGUGGAACCUGGUUGCCAGAAGGAGAUGUUGAAUCGAAUUGUGGUUAGGAAAGAUUAAAAUGACACAUAAAACCAUUCAGUUUUAAAAUACUCAUCCUGCUUAAAUGAAAUAUUCUAAUUGUAAAAUCAUUUUAAUUAUAAAUGAAUAUUGAA